This is a messenger RNA of Elaeis guineensis (African oil palm), 4508 nucleotides long. RefSeq lists its product as uncharacterized. Lineage: Eukaryota; Viridiplantae; Streptophyta; Magnoliopsida; Arecales; Arecaceae. The record is from RefSeq and is a predicted model, not a curated record.
UCUCUGCUCUGCCUCUCUUUCUCUCUCUCCCACCGCGUUCCCUCACGCUCCCCCACCCCACCGCGCAACCUUUCUCUCUCCUAAAACGGAAAGAAAUUCUCCUGUCCGGUGCUCAUAAUUUCGCUGUACUUUUCUUAGAGCUCUCCUCCCCCUUCUCUCUCUUGCUGUCCUUUUUCCCUUUCUUUUUGAUAAUAUCGACGACGCUGCCAUGGUUUUUGGCCCCCAUCUUCUCUCUCCCCUCCCACCCGAACUCCAACCCCACUACCUCCUUCUCUGCAACCCGACGACGCUCUCCUCGCUGGCACCCAAAAGCGGAACACCCCCCAUAUUCCUCCCUCUCCUCCUUUCCCCUUUCUCUCUCCUCCCUCCAAACCCUAGAUCCGAUCGAUUCUCUCUCCUCCUUCGGUUCGCUUUGAUGACCCUCCUCCUCCUCCUGAUGAUGUGAUGUGAUGAUCCGUUCUCUGCUUCCUUGUCCGCUUGGUUUUUCUUGAUUUCUUCUGCUUGUUCGUUGCGAUGGGUUGUGCGGGGUCGAAGCUGGAGGAUCAGGAGGCGGUGGCUCUCUGCCGAGAGCGCACUCUGCUGCUCGCCGACGCCAUCCGCCACCGCUACGCCCUCGCCGACGCCCACGCCGCGUACUCCCGCUCUCUCCGCUCCGUUGGCGCCGCCCUCCACGCUUUCCUCCACCCUGCGCCCCCGGCCUCCCCCGUCCUCCCCCUCCCCACUCACCGCAAGGGAGACCCCCUCCCCCCUCUGCCCCCGUCCCCUCCCCCCGCUGCAAUCCCCGCCUCCGCCCCCGCCCCCGCCGGUGCUGGCGGCCACCACUCCCACACCCACUCCGCCUCCUCCCACAUCCAGUUCUCCGAUGAGGACUCCGACGAAGACGAGGAAUUCCACCUCCACUCCGUCGGAUCGUCUCCGCUCCACCUCCACCCCGACGGCGCCCCGGGCCCCACCUUCUUCAACGUUAACUACGCCCGCAACCAUCCCACCAACCCCUCUAUCUCUUUCGAGCAGCGGCCGCAGAGCCCCGAGGCCGUCCGCUUCGGCUCUUCGGAGCCACCGCCCUCCGCCUACCCUUACUAUGGUUACACCUAUCCCCCUCAAAAUCCAAGCUUUUACUCUCACCCUUACACCGACUCUUAUCCGAGCUAUGCCGGCAUGGGUGGCUUCUUCGGAUCUUCUUCCCCUCCUCCCAACAUUCCGCAGCCCCCCACCGUGGCAAGCAUGGCUUCCCCCUCCUCGUCCAAGACCCCGCCGCCUCCCCCGUCGCCUCCGAGGACCUCCACUUGGGACUUCCUCAACCCCUUCGAGACCUACAACGAUAGCUACUAUAUUCCCUAUACCCCUAGCCGGAGCUCCAAGGAGGUCAGAGAGGAGGAAGGGAUUCCCGAUCUGGAGGACGAGGAGCACGAGGUCGUCAAGGAAGCCUAUGGUGACCAAAAGUCUAUGGCUUCCACCUCUGCUGCUGCUCCAGGAAAGUACUCUGCCAAGGCUGCUGCUGUGGCAGCGAAAGAGGAUAGUUCCAGCGAUGUCGAGGAGGGUCUUCAUCGCACGUCCAAGUCAGGGGAGGGUACUAGUGAUGGUAGUUCAGUGCAUGAGGUUCAUGUGGUUGAGAAGAGCGUCGUGGCUGAUGAGAUUCAGCGAUCGGAGGAGCAGCAGAAUGUGGCUGCUGUUCCUCCUCCCCGAAGGUAUCAUGAUGUUUCUGAGGUUGUGCAGGAGAUUAAGACUCAGUUUGAUAGGGCGUCCGAGUCGGCCGACGAAGUCUCCAAAAUGCUAGAAGUGGGGAAGCUCCCAUAUCACCAGAAGCAUUCUGUUUAUAAAGUGUCCGCUGUGAUGGUUUGUGGGCUUCCGCCCUCGACUUCUAAAAAUGAGGGUUUAUUGGAAUAUGAAGAGGAUAAGGCAAUGGCCUGUGGUAAUCUUUCAUCGACGUUGCAGAAAUUGUACAUGUGGGAGCAGAAGCUCCUUGAUGAAGUCAAGGCUGAGGAAAAGAUGCGGAUACUCUAUGAUAGAAAAUGCGAACAGCUGAAACGCCUGAGCGAAAAGGGUGAGGAGGCUCACAAGCUUGAGGCAGUUCAAAUCUUGAUAAGGAAGUUAUCUACAAAGAUAAAAAUAGCGAUUCAGAUUGUUGAUUCUAUUUCAAAUAAGAUUAGUAAGCUGAGGGACGACGAAUUAUGGCCACAGAUUAGUGAGCUUAUCCAAGGGUUAAUGAGAAUGUGGAGAUUUAUGUUUGAAUGCCAUCAUAUUCAGCAUCAGGCUGUAUCGGAAGCUCAAAACCUAGAUUCGAUUGUAUCUGGUGGAAAGCUUAGUGAUGAUCACAUGGAAGCAACCAAGAAGCUAGAGCUGGAGCUGCUGGACUGGAUUGGCAAUUUCUUUGCCUGGGUUUAUGCUCAGAGGAGUUUUGUCAAAGCCUUAAAUGGUUGGCUUGUAAAAGGUCUUCAUUAUGUGCCUGAAGAAACAGAUGAUGGAGUUCCACCCUUUUCUCCUGGAAGGUUAGGUGCGCCUCCUGUAUUUGUCAUCUGUAAUUACUGGACGCAAACUAUGGAUAGGAUAUCCGAGGCAGAAGUAGUCAAUGCUAUGAAAGCUUUCUCCACAUGUGUUCUUCACCUUUGGGAGCAGCACAAGCUUGAACAACGCCAGAGACUGAUGGCAAAUAGAGAUAUGGAUAGGACAAUUAGGAUCUUGGAAAGAGAUGAACAGCAAAUGCGCAAGGCACUGGAAGCACAAAACAGGAAAUUAGUCCUAAUAUCUAAUCACAGUGGUAUAGCCUUAUCUGGAGAAGGAGUGCGUCAGGACCUAGCUGCUGAAGUAAGUAGUCUGCAGUCAAGUUUGCGAGAAAUUUUUGAAGCUAUGGAAAAUUUUACGGCUAGUACCAUGAAAGUAUAUGAGGAACUCAACUUGCGUACUGAGGAAGAGAAACAAAAGUUGGCCAGAGAAAAUGUAAAGGUUUCAUAGUUUCAUGCAAGACUUGCUAUCAAACUUCGGUCUUGUGCGUCCGGUCCAUUUCCAUGGUAAAUACACCAGCUCAUGCAAAGGAAUAUUUGAAAAGAACAUUAAUGGAUGCCAGCAAAUCUAUCAUGGAAUCCAUCAGCUGGAGCUAACUGGCCCCUUAAUCUCAUAUCUGCUAAGAUGAGGAAACAUCUCUUGGAUGAUCUCUCCUAUCCAAUUCAAGGGUCUGGUCCAUGACUAAUAUGGUCAUGCACGAUGACAUGAAUCGGUCUUAUGCCAGUGCAUCAUGGUGACAUGAAAAGCAACAAAAGCAUCUCUGCAUGGGAAAUUUUAAAAUGGCACUAUCAAGCAGUUUUUUGCGUCAAAAUCACAAAUGCCAACCUGCUACAUUGGUAGAAGAGUAGGAAGAAUGAAGCAACAAGAUAAGAACAAAAGGCAAUUUUCAGGUUCUGGUAUAGGUGGUAAAAAGGAGGUGAAGGAAAUGUCGAGGAUUCUCUUUGAUUAUAUGAUGUUGUUGGCAUCUUAUUGUCAGCUAUCCCAUAUAGCAGAUACAAAUUAAAUAGUUGUGUCUUGCUGCCUCUGAUCAAUCAGCCAUUGCUUCUGCCUGUUGCUGCAUUCGGAGAAGUCUAUCUCUGGGGUGAGAAUUUGGAUUUUAUUUUUUCCUGGUUGAGCUAGAGCUAAAGAGCACAUAUCAUCCGUCCAUGUGCAUGUACAGAUUUUUGAGGAUCACUAUCAGCAUUAGGAAAUGGCUUCUGCCUGAGGUCAAUUUACCAGUCCCAGUCAUUGAUCUCAAAAUUAAGUUCUUGAACUGCUGGAUUUGGAGAAUCUAAGAAUUUCUUUCUGAACUGGGGCAGAACUGAUAUCAGCAAUCAUGAGCUUUCACAGAUAUUUGCAGGCCAAUGUCAACCUUGAAAGAUAGCCCGUAUCCAGCAUGUAGAUCAAGCUACUAUACUUUCUGUAUAGGGAAGCUUAUACUUAGGUAUGUUUGAUAAUAUGAGUUUAAAAUGUGAUCAAGUAACGAACAUGAUGAUGGAGUGCAAUGGAUGAGUUGGUAGACUUGCAGGCUUACUGAUAAACAGCGGCUGCUUAUUCUUGUUUUUUAAAAGGUGAAAUCCACAUGGUCAGGAGAGGGGCUAAACCAGUUGAAUGCUUAUUUGUCGCAGAAUGUAUCUGAAAUGCCCAGUAUGUUGAGGGGAAGGGGCAAGGAGACUGAUUUGAGGCAAAACUUAGUUGACAGCUUCCUCAAGUGAGAUGGCCUAUUUUAACGAGUGACUGUUCCUGCACCCAAUCUUGGUAUGGCAACUGCAAGAAGAAAUAAAAAUUAGGUGGACAUAUUGGUAAAUUGUUAGCUCUAGGUAACAAUGCAUUCUUUCAGAUUGUUGAAUUUGUAUAAAUCAGCCUUGUACAUUCAGUUAUCAAUUGCAUUAAUUCUCAGUCCAUGCUAGUGUAGAGUUUCUUGAUGAACCUAUCGGCUUCGUUUGCUUGAACUUUUGACCCUAACUUGUUCCAGUUUCUCUGUAAAACUGGCACUAAUUUAUGAAAGUUUUCACCCUUGUUGAUAA